CAUGGAAGAGUGCGAGGCAGCGUGCGACCGACUGUGCAUCAUGGUUGCCGGUCAGAUGACCUGUUUGGGCACCAUGCAACACCUGCGGGACAAGUUUGGCACCGGCUAUACGAUGCAGCUGGUGCUGGCGCGUAAAGCGCCUACGGCGACUGAAGGAAGUGGGGCGGGAGAGGUGACCACCGCGGAGGUGAAGUCAAACGAGGCGCUGGACAAGGACGUGAUCGCGCUGUUCCCGGGAGUGCGUGCCCUCGGCGCACAUGACAACGUCCACGACUACCACGUCAAGGAGAAACUUCCUUGGAGCACCGUGUUCGAGAAAGUGCAGGAGCUCGAGGAAUCGUACAAGUUCUCCCACGUGUUAAUCCAAGACACCAACUUGGAACAGAUCUUCAUUUCAUUCGCCGAGAAACGGGCUGCAUCUCAGGAAGUUUGAUAUGGUCUUCGGAUUUCGGGAUGUUAUCCCACAAAACUGUACAAAAAACAACCUUUGUGACGUGUGCAUAUAAGUUGCUCGCUCAUUAACGCGUAUCGCGGAACUGCUUAGCUUUAUUUCGUCUGAAGUUUUCAUCGCGCAAUACUAGUGGUCUACACCCAUGGACUUUCGUUGCGUGUUAAGGUCUAAUUUCAACAAACGGCAGCGAUCGCUGGAGGCGUGGUAGUCACUUGUUAUGAUUAGCGCUGUUGUAUUCGUGUGCAAAUUGCGCGCUUCAACGUUAUUGCAUUAGUUCUGUACAUGAUCACAAAAAACGUAACGAUUCAUUUAAAUGCGCUCUAUUUCUGCAAGAAGUGAAAUAAGACCUAAACGCUUACUGAGAAGUGUCCUUUUAUUGAACGCCCCUGAAGAGGCGUUU
Rhipicephalus sanguineus (brown dog tick) is the source of this 851-nucleotide messenger RNA. Its product is annotated as phospholipid-transporting ATPase ABCA3-like. NCBI's taxonomy places the organism in Eukaryota, Metazoa, Arthropoda, Arachnida, Ixodida, Ixodidae. The transcript has 2 exons. Gene Ontology annotation, biological process: lipid transport; transmembrane transport. Bases 2 to 433 code for a protein of 143 amino acids. The record is from RefSeq and is a predicted model, not a curated record. Gene Ontology annotation, molecular function: ABC-type transporter activity; lipid carrier activity. Gene Ontology annotation, cellular component: intracellular membrane-bounded organelle; membrane.